AUGGGAGACUUCGAUUCCAAUCCAACACUACUAAUCGAUCGGAAUCCCAUCCAGCCGCCACUUCCUGAAGGAAGAAGCUAUGAGAUUUCACCGGAGAUCAUUGGAGGUGCACCCAAGGAGUACUUAAAGUGCAAACUAUUCUCUUUCACUUUGACAGGGAAGGCUUUGCGCUGGGUUAAGUCUCUUCCAGCUCAAUCCAUAACCACAUGGAAAGAGUACAAGGUGGCAUUCCUAGGUCACUUUUUCACAAAGCAAAGAGCAAACUUGUUGAGAGAAAAGAUCUCUAGUUUCCAACAAGGGCCGGUGGAGCCUUUUCAUGAAGCAUUGGAGCGCUUUAAGGACUAUACAAGAGAGUGUCCUAACCAUGGGCUAUCUGAGGGCAGUCUAUGGAACAUUUUCUACAGAGGAAUAAGUGGGAAGUGUCGAUUUUCUCUUGAUACAGCCAGCAAUGGAAAUUUCAUGACCAAGACAGUUACUGAAGCAAAGAUUUUGAUUGAAAAUCUAGCCUCAAGCGACAGUGACAACUUCAUUGGGCAUGAGAGAGCAGUGAAGGCCAUAAAUUCUGAUCCAUACAGAGAUGGAUACAGCGAAAUCAAAGCCAUGAUGGCUGAGAUACUGAGAAACCAAGGAAGAGAAGUGGAGAGACAAAGAGAAGCUUAUAGAGUUGAAUCCACAAUAAUUCAAGACUACUUUGGAGAUUUGAUUCCAAGCUUUCAAGAAGAAGUAAACUUUGUUGGAAUAGAUGGAUCACACAUGGAGAAGAAGCUUGGAAAGGGAGAGCAUGAUGUUUUUACUCAAGAAUCACCCAAUGAGAAGAGGGAUGUUCAUGGAGGAAGAAAUUAUCAGCAACCACCUCACAAGAGAAGAAUGGAGCCAAGGAGCAAUUUUGAAGAUUUGAUAACUUUCAUCAAGAGUUCUCAUAGAGAGCACACAGCCUUGAUUGAUGAGAGAUUGGAGUCAGCCUUCACGAGAUUGAAUGAGAAGUUGGAUUCUAUUUCUUCUUUCACAAGAGACUUGGAUCUUAGAGUUGCCAACAUAGCCAGCUCUAUUAAGAGAGAAGAAGGUGCUACCAGGAAAAGUGGAAAUCAAUCCAAGGAGAGCAGCUGUAGCAGCUAUCACUCUUAG
This is a messenger RNA of Microthlaspi erraticum, 1125 nucleotides long. NCBI's taxonomy places the organism in Eukaryota, Viridiplantae, Streptophyta, Magnoliopsida, Brassicales, Brassicaceae. The record is from the annotation of a GenBank genome assembly.